GAAAACUGCACCCAAGAGAGGUCCACUUCAUCUACAAAGACCUUAUAUAAGAAUGGCUGCCUCAGUAACUCAGCUAGUACUGCUUCUCUGUCUAAGUGGGACUCUGGCAGACCAGAGCUUCACAAGCAGUGACGCGAUCACAGCCCAAGAAAGCAUCCGACGCGACAUCAAGGCAGAGCUCAAGGAGCUCAGAGACAUGGUGGUUCAGCAGAACGAGGAGCUGAAAGCUACCAAGGCUGCACUUGACAUCCAGAGGAUGCUGGUGGGCGACCUGAGGAGAGAGAACUCAGCCCUGGGAGCGUCACAGCGUGCAACAACCAUUCGACUUGAGCGACUGGAGAAAGAAAAUAAGAUGCUGAAGAAAAAUGUGGAGAUGGAAAACAAAGAAAAAGCAACAGAGAUUAUGCCUGCCCAGGGUCUGAACACUUUGGGGACCAAAGUGGCAUUUUCUGUUGCUUUAGACUGCCCUGGUGGACUUACAUAUGGACCAUUUGACGAACUUACAAAAGUCAUUUUCAAAUGGGUGUCUACCAAUAUUGGCAAUGCCUACAACCCGGCUACUGGCACCUUCACUGUACCUGUUCGAGGAGUCUAUUACUUUAGGUUCAGUGGUGUAGAUGACCGUGCUAACAUGUGGAUGGGUGUUUUCUUGUAUAAGAAUGAUCAGUCUGUCAAGUACAAGCAAUUACAAAAUGGGGAUGGACAUUUGAAUUUGUCCUUUACAGUGAUUCUGCAGCUGGAGAGGGGAGAUGUUAUUGACGCCCGCAUAUUUCCUGGCACUAGAUUUGCCGCGGCGGCAUCAGGGGAUAUCAAUCUCUCUGGCUUCCUGCUGUUUUCUCUGUAAGUGCUUCGAGGUGAAGAAUGUUUCGUGAAGAAGACCACAGCACAACCUUCACUGUGCACCAUGUUUUUAGACUCAAAUAUGUCUCAAAAUGUUGGACUUUUUCCUUUGCUUACAUAAAAUUUCUGCUCAUUGGCAUGGCAGUAAAGAUUCAUUUGAAAAAUGGCAGGGCUAAAUGCCCAGCUUGGAAGUGGUGCCAUUACAGCAUAAUAACUGUAAUAAAGGAAUACUUAUGAAAGGAAAGUCAAUAUUUUCCUCCUUUUUUAAGAAUAUAAUUAUUGUAUUAGUAGUGUGGAUAGAUGCCAUGUUGUCACUGAUGAUUUAUAUUUACUUAGAAUGAGAUCAUUUGGAUUUUGUAAUUCAUAACACACCUCAUAAACUGCU
Molecule: messenger RNA, 1225 nt
Organism: Larimichthys crocea (large yellow croaker)
Lineage: Eukaryota; Metazoa; Chordata; Actinopteri; Sciaenidae
Product: complement C1q-like protein 2
Exons: 1
Coding region: 53-844 (263 amino acids)
Molecular function (GO): protein binding
Source: RefSeq, a predicted model, not a curated record